Molecule: messenger RNA, 551 nt
Organism: Closterium sp. Yama58-4
Lineage: Eukaryota; Viridiplantae; Streptophyta; Zygnematophyceae; Desmidiales; Closteriaceae
Source: the annotation of a GenBank genome assembly
GCGCACAGGAGAAGUACAGCGAGGCAGUGGUGCCUGCUGAGUGCAGUGCUGUGCUGCUGCUGCCGCGCACGAGAAUACAGCUGCAGCUGCAGGUGGUGCAUGACGACGGCUCGCUGCUGGCGUGUGCUCUGAAUGCUGCCUUUGCUGCUCUCCUCGAUGCCGGCUUGCCUCUCGCUUGCCUCCCAGCGGCAGUGCAGCUGGCACUGGACUCGCAAGGCCAACUGCUGCUGGACCCAACCAAGCAGGAGCAGCAGACAGCGUCUGCCACCCUCUGCACAGUGUUCGCCAACCGCCCGCUAGCACCGGACGGCACAGUGCUUGCUACAGUGCCCAUUGGGCCGGCUGGGGUGGCAACAGCAGGAGCAGGGAGCAGCAGCAGUGGGCAAGAAGCAGUGGAUGGGAUGAUCACGUGUGAAGCCACAGGACGAAUCAGAGCCCUCAAGUACGUGGAGGCGUUGGAGAGAGCAGAGCUGGCGUGUCGGGUCAUCGAUGCCUUCUCCCGCACUGGCCUCGAGCAGUAUCAGAAGAGAAGAGAGGUGGUGGCGGUGUGA